Messenger RNA from Actinia tenebrosa (Australian red waratah sea anemone), 2882 nucleotides. RefSeq lists its product as uncharacterized. Gene Ontology annotation, cellular component: nucleus. Gene Ontology annotation, molecular function: DNA binding; 5'-3' DNA exonuclease activity; metal ion binding. Gene Ontology annotation, biological process: mismatch repair; DNA recombination. NCBI's taxonomy places the organism in Eukaryota, Metazoa, Cnidaria, Anthozoa, Actiniaria, Actiniidae. The record is from RefSeq and is a predicted model, not a curated record.
UAACUUUUAUUUCUAUAAGGAAGUGUUUUUGACAAGUUUAAGCCAUAGAAUUGCUGAAAAUAACGGAUUUUUUGAUGAGAAAGUUAUGAGAAUAUAAACGUGGUUAACACAAGACUCACGAAGAAGACCUCAUUCAACAACCUGAUUUAUGUUUUUCAUCUCAUCGCUGGAAGAAUUUGGUUAACUUAAAGUCCUGAAUAUAGCGCAAGGAAGCUUGGAACAGCUGUACCUUGCAAAACAUUGGAUCACUUCUUGAUUAUUGUCGUAUACGUCAAAAAAUCAUGGGGAUACAAGGUUUAUUACCAUUAUUGAAGCCGAUCCAUAAAAAAGUGAGCAUAUCGGAAUUUUCUGGCCAAACUGUUGGGAUAGAUACCUAUUGCUGGCUACAUAAGGGUGCAUAUGGAUGUGCUAUGGACAUUGUAGAGGGUAAAAAGACUAAAAUAUACCUAAACUACGUACUGAAGAGGCUAGAUAUGUUGCUGUACCACAAUGUUAAACCUUAUCUGGUGUUAGACGGUGGAAACUUGCCUUCGAAGGCUAGCAAAGAAGCAGAAAGAAGAAGGUCAAGACAAGAAAACAAAGCUAAAGGACUUGCCCUUCUCAGAGCUGGAAAUAAAUCUCAAGCAUGCGAGUGCUUUCAGAAGUGUGUUGAUAUAACACCUGAAAUGGCACUUGAGGUUGUAAAGGCCUGUAGAGAAAGGAACAUAGAUUAUGUAGUUGCUCCAUAUGAAGCUGAUGCGCAACUGGCAUACCUCAUGAAGACAGGAAUAACACAAGCAACAAUAUCUGAGGAUUCCGAUCUCUUGGUCUAUGGCUGCAACAAAGUUAUCUUCAAAAUGGAUGAAUGUGGUAGGGGUACACUAGUUGAUCUUGCCGACCUACCCAAACUUACAGACCUCCGGAUGCAUGAGUUCACCUUGGAAAAAUUCAAGCAGAUGUGUAUUCUUUCUGGGUGUGACUACUUGCCAUCUAUCAAGGGUGUUGGCCUUAAAACAGCUAACAAGCUCAUGAGGAAACAUUCUACUAUUGAGAAGCUUGUCAGAAGCAUAAGACUUGAGAACAAGCUCAAGGUACCAGUAGAUUAUGAGAAGAGCUUCCAGCAAGCAUAUGAGACUUUUCUGUACCAGCUAGUCUUUGAUCCCAGAAGCAGCUCACUUAUUCCUCUUACUCCAUUACCAGACGGAGUUCUUCCUGGAGAUUUGGCCUUUGCUGGACCUAUGUUAUCUCCAGAAGAAGCCCUUGGUAUAGCACUAGGAAAUAUCAAUCCAAUAACUCGCAAAAUAAUGGAUGAUUAUGACCCUGAUACCAAMAAGACUGAACAGCCUCCACCUUCACUCCCGUCCGACACUCCCUCCGCUUGUGCGUUUUCAUUUGCAAGCAAAAAGGAUCGUCAAUCACUCACCCCCAGCUCUCUUGAGUCUCUACAUGUGGCAGAGAAUAACAUGACACUGGAGAAAGAGUCAUCCCUUGGACACUGCAGGAGAUUCCUACUUCCACCUCUGAAAAAAACCUCCAAAGAAAAAGAAAGAGUUCCAGAUGAUAAAGACCUCAUGAACAUGUACACAUUUGUAAAACGAAAGGAUUCAAGUUCAUCGUUGACGAGAAGCCAGACUGUUCAUAAUGGGUGUGGUAUGUCCAGAAAGCCGCGACUAAAGAAUCACUUCAAGACAACAACCAGUGACGAAUACCUCGUUCCUAGGAAGCCGAGGCUUAAGAAUCCCUUUAGGACAAGCAUAGAAGAAUCUAGUGAUAAGGAAUCUAAUGCCACAGGACAGACAAGCUGCUAUUUCGACAACGAAGACGUUAAUAAUGUAACUGGACAAAAAGAUCUGAAUACCGAUGAGCACAGUACGACUGAUACUGAUUUAUCAGUACGUGACGAGAAAACUUAUGAUGAUUUGGGGGACCCCGCAGUCUCGGCCAAGGAGCUAGACGACGCGCCUUCCUUACCUACCUGGAAAUACGAAGAAUCUGAUAUGAAUAUCUUGCCUGAGGAGGAAAAAGAAAAUAGUCCUACACCAGAAAAUAGCAUUGCGUCAACAUUAACCUGCAACACAUCUUCAUACGAUUGUGUGAGUCAAGAAAGAGAAGAGGGAACGGAGCCCAUGGAAGACUCUUCCCAACCAAUUAACGACUCACAGAGAAGCUGGAAGAGUGAUUCAUCUAUAGACACUACCGUUACGAGUAAGAUGAAAAGGAUAUCGAAUAUUAACAGCAACGAGAAAAAUCCUAAACUCGCGAGCACCCGCAAAAGAACCGCAACUUUAAGCAGUCUACAUAAAUUCACUUACCAACCCAAAAAAAGAACUAGUGAAGAGCCUAUUAGUAGGACAAACGAGUCUGUGGAAUCGUUACCUUUGACGCAGGAAGUCAUCGAUAGUGGGUAUCUGUCUGAUGAGGAGGAGAGUACAGACGCUGAUACACCUAGUGAGAACAGAAAGGAUGAGGUGAAUGGUCUGUCCAUGGAAAAAGAAUCAAUAACGCCGCUACGAUCUUCUAGUGGUAGCGACAUGACUUCCAAAAGAUUAAUUCAACUUAAAAACAAAACAGCAGCAGCACGAAGGACAACUGGACUGAGUCGAUGCAAAUCGUUGGGAAUCAGUAAACGAAAGACCAGCACCAAACCAGCUCUUCCUGGAAACGCUAGCUCAACUUUGUUUCAUUAUUUUGAGUUUAAUAAAAACAAACGAGUAAGACUAGAGACUUCUUGAGACGAAUUCUAAUUCUAAAAAGACUAAAAAAUUCAUUGGUUUUUCCACGAUUGACACUGCGGUAAAAUCCGUGCGAAAGUAAAUAUGAAUUCUUCUUAAGGUGUGGACAGCGAGGAAAUUUGUUUUGCAAGAGCAUUUCUAUUUUAAGUCAUUUUUAAGUCUUUUCUAAAU